Molecule: messenger RNA, 981 nt
Organism: Suillus plorans
Lineage: Eukaryota; Fungi; Basidiomycota; Agaricomycetes; Boletales; Suillaceae
Exons: 2
Coding region: 1-981 (326 amino acids)
Source: RefSeq, a predicted model, not a curated record
AUGGUGGAUUCAUGGGAGCGCGAUCUCAAACUUUCCAAAACGGCUUGCUAUCCUACCGGCUGGCUCACUUGCAGUGCUGUCGCUCUCGCUGUGUGCGAUCUUCCUGCCGCUCGUCACCUCGCUUCUUUGGCUGGAACAGGUAGCCACUUUUAUUGCAGCGCAUGCAACUGCUACCACAAGACCACCUAUGGUAGAGUGGACUUCGAGCAUUGGGAACUUCGGGAUAAAGAUAGACUACGGGAGUUUGCUGAGCAGUGGAGGGAUGCUGCGAUGACCUCCAAACGUGGGAGGCUAUUCAAAGAUCAUGGUGUCCAUUAUUCAGAGCUGUGGCGUUUGCCAUACUGGGAUCCUUCACGCCAGCUUGUUAUUGAUCCAAUGCAUUGCAUAUUGGAAGGUUUGGUCCAGCACCAUACCCAUAACCUUCUCAGCUUGACUACAAAGGAACACCGGUUUGUGUCUCCAGAUGUGCUCAUUCGUGUUCAAGACGUUAUCCAGGAGAUGACUGUUUCAACUUGGUUUGGUUCAGUCCCGAGUAAUUUUGGAAGCACAUCUGCCGGGACAAUCAAGGCUGACGAGUGGCGCUCACUAAUCACUGUCUACAUUCCCAUCGCCCUUAUCAGUUUGUGGGGGGCUGACACCUCGCAUCCUUCCGAUGAAGUCGGAACUCUCCUUAGAACCAUUCUCGAUCACACGAUGGAACUUGUUUGUGCAGUAUAUCUCGUGUGUGCCCGAACAGCAACCACAGAUAGAGCACAUGCUUAUCGUUCCCACAUCGCACGUUAUGUCGCAAAUUUGACAAAGAUACACCCCACCUUCGCUCUGCGUCCGAAUCACCACGCCACCUUCCACAUAUAUGACUACUUACUUCUAUUUGGACCUGCCCACUCUUGGUGGUGCUUUCAUUUUGAACGUUUAAUCGGAAUACUCCAGCGUCUUCCAGUUAAUCACAAGUCAGGUGAGUCGUUAUGGAGCGUCAGUUAG